AUGCGCGUUGUAGCACGAGAAGGGAAAGAGCUCAGUUGUUUCGUUGUGAUCAGUUCAGAAAAUAUUCAAAUGCACACCAUUGUUUUCAAAGACGUUAUCAGUGCUUGGUGUAAUUUUAGGGGCUCUAGGCCAGUCCCUUCGAAUUCUAAGGUUACUGGUACACUGUUGACGCAUUUACACGAGCACACGGACAAAAUCACCCAGUUUUUGAGACUUUUCCAGGUACGUCUACCUAAACUAGAGGGAGCACCUGAACAAAUACAUGUGUCAAAUAACGUCGCUUAUUUGCGGAGUCAUCAUGGUGCAAUUUAUUGCCUUGACCUCAGAGUGGGCAAAACCAAUGGACCAUUAGGAUUUCAUGAGGUGUGGCGGCGAGAGGUAGUGAAAUAUCAUGGACUGGUGACAUCGUUCGUUGUCGAUCCGAUCAUGGAGAACUGGAUGGUGAUGUGCAGUACGAAUAACGAACUAAUGCUAUGGGACUUGAGAUUUCAAGUGGAGGUCAACGCAUGGAAAACGCCACACGGAUUGCUACCGCUGCGUUUGUGGUCAAAUCCUUUAUCAUCACCGUAUAUUCAGACGCCGCCAGAAGUGAACCUUGCAAUAUUGAUUCAUAUUAAUACAAAUGUUUUUUUUAUUCAGGACGACCUGCGAAAUGUGACCACAGCGUUGAACGUUUGUAUGGAUACAGGAUUUGUAUACACGGGCGACACAGAAGGAAGCCUCCGUCGAUGGAACCUCAAUCGUGCACCAUUAUGCGAGUAUAUAAGCGGUCCCAGAGAGAUAACUGGUACGAGUUACAACGGAUUUCAACCAUUGGCUAUCGGUUGUUACAAAAGUUGUAAAUUUAAAAAGAUUUCCCAAAAGAUGCAAGUACAUUUGCAGAACUAUGCAUCGACCCGGCACCGAACAUCAAUUAGCGACGUGCUUUGUCUGCAAUCUGAUAUUCUAGUGUCUGCUGGUUCAGAUGGUGUAAUUAAGAUUUGGAAGUAA
Haemonchus placei is the source of this 990-nucleotide messenger RNA. NCBI's taxonomy places the organism in Eukaryota, Metazoa, Nematoda, Chromadorea, Rhabditida, Trichostrongylidae. The record is from the annotation of a GenBank genome assembly.